Messenger RNA from Echinostoma caproni, 210 nucleotides. Lineage: Eukaryota; Metazoa; Platyhelminthes; Trematoda; Plagiorchiida; Echinostomatidae. The record is from the annotation of a GenBank genome assembly.
AAAUUAUCAAUGGACGAAAUCGAGGUGGCCGAAUUAGCUGAGGACUUUGAAGUGGAUGAAGGAGACAAAGAACCGGAAACGGAGAACUCACCAUCGGAACCCUAUUUGAAGUAUCAACACAUGGAACACGAAAUGGAUUCGAUUGUCUCGAAUGACUAUAUCACUUUCUGUGCUACACAUGGCAAAGUUAGUUCUAUACCCUUCCGUUAG